Labrus bergylta (ballan wrasse) is the source of this 5131-nucleotide messenger RNA. It is a transcript of the gene inpp5d, whose product is annotated as inositol polyphosphate-5-phosphatase D. Lineage: Eukaryota; Metazoa; Chordata; Actinopteri; Labriformes; Labridae. Gene Ontology annotation, cellular component: cytosol. Gene Ontology annotation, molecular function: phosphatase activity. Gene Ontology annotation, biological process: negative regulation of signal transduction; negative regulation of neutrophil differentiation; regulation of immune response. The record is from RefSeq and is a predicted model, not a curated record.
GAACAGGCAGAGCUGAGGGCCCUCCUCUCUCAAAUAAAAUGAGGAAGUUCAGAGUCAAGUUAGUGGCAGCUUCCUUUUACAGCAUUCGGACUCAGAAGAUGAACAAGUGAAAGAAAGGAAUUAAAAGUACGCAGCAUGAAAACAUUAAAAAUAGCCUGAAAGAAAAUAACUAGCGGAGUGUACUUUGGUUUGCUGGAAUCUAUUUGGAAAGCUGAUGCAAAACUCUUGAGCUCAGACUCGCUGAUAGGAAACAGGAUGCCAAGUUAUCAACCUUGGUGUCAUGGUAAUAUAACUCGAUCCAAAGCCGAGGAUCUACUUUCCAAAGCUGCAAGAGAUGGAAGCUUCCUGAUCCGGGACAGUGAGUCCAUACAGGGAGCGUAUGCCCUGUGUGUUCUAUACCAGAACUGUGUGUACACAUACAGAAUCCUGCCAAAUGAGGAUAAGAAGCUCUCUGUCCAGGCAUCAGAUGGAGUUCCUAUCAGGUUCUUCUCUAUGCUGCCUGAGCUGGUGGAGGCGUAUUACAGUACCAACAUGGGUCUGGUCACACACCUGCAGUACCCUGUCCAGAGGGAGGAGGAGUCAGAGGAGGAGCCAGAAGCCUGUAAUCUUCCACCACAGCUUCCACCCAGGAACUUUGCUGCCAACGAUGUCAAAGAAUAUGACCCCAAGUCUUCUGAACAGGCCUGCAAUUCCUUAACAGACACCUACCUGAUGAGGCUGCAGCAUAUGGACCUUUCCUCAGUACCAGAGGAGCAUCUAUUGGCUAUCCAAGAAUACUUAAGGACCUCGAUCUGCUCGGACGCUGAACAAGUCCAGAAUGGUUACCCUACCCUGCCAGGGCUAAAGAAGCUUACUAUGGCAAUCUGCAAGAAUUUAAACAGUGAAAUUACCCGAAUCCUGCCAGCUCUGGAGAUCUUUCACAGGGUGUUCGAACAACAGCUCUCUCCAGGGACUGGAUAUUAUCCAAGACAAAUGUCUGGCGAUUCAGGUCAAUUUGUAUCAUUUAGGCUUGAGCAACUGACCAAACUGCUGUAUUCAAUAGAAGAUAAGGCUAAGAGUUCUGUGUUUGAGUCCGUCGGGCACGAUGGAGGUCACAGGAAAUCUCUCAUACCUACUGUUACGUUUGAGGUCAAGCAAGAGUCUCUGGGUAUUUCCACCAAGAUGUUCCUGAAAGUGGAUGUUGAAAGUGGGAAGCUCUACUUUAAGAAGUCAAAAGAUGGACCUGAAGACAAAUACUUUGUGCACAACAAAAUCCUGCAGUUGGUGAAAUCCCAGAAAAUGCACGCCAAACUCGCAAUCGCAGUGGAGACGGAAAAAGAGAAGAUUUUGCGAAAAGAGUUUGUGUUUGAAAAUGCAAAGAAAAGGGAAGGAUUCUGCCAACUCCUUCAACAAAUGAAGAACAAACACUCUGAAAAGCCCGAGCCAGACAUGAUCACAGUGUUUGUUGGCACCUGGAACAUGGGUAAUGCCGGUUGUCCCCACAACAUCAACUCCUGGUUUCAGUGUAAAGGCCAGGGGAAGACACAGGACGACACCGCAGAUCAGAUCCCGCACGAUUUCUAUGUCAUCGGGACACAGGAGGAUCCUCUGGGUGAGAGGGAGUGGUCGGAUACAGUGAAAGGUGUGCUGAGGAAUAUAACGAACAUCAGCUUCAAACAGGUGGCAAUCCACACUCUGUGGAACAUUCGGAUCAUCGUCCUGGCCAAACCUGAGCACGAGAACAGGAUCUCACAUGUUUUCUCAGACAGUGUGAAGACAGGGAUUGCCAACACUCUGGGAAACAAAGGAGCAGUGGGCGUGUCCUUCAUGUUCAACGGGACAUCAUUUGGCUUUGUGAACAGUCACCUCACCUCAGGAAGUGAGAAGAAAAUCAGACGCAAUCAAAACUACAUCAACAUCCUGCGAUUCCUGAAUCUGGGAGAUAAGAAGCUGAAUCCGUUUGACAUCACACACCGGUUCACUCACCUCUUCUGGCUCGGCGAUUUAAAUUAUCGUGUUGAAUUACCAUCUACAGAAGCUGAGUACAUGGUGACAAAGAUCAAGCAGCAGCAGUACCAGGAGCUGCUCAGUAAAGACCAGCUCAGCAUGGAGAGGAAUGAUGGGAAGGUCUUCUUACAUUUCGCUGAAGAGGAAAUCACGUUUGCACCCACAUAUCGCUUUGAAAGAGACACUCGAGAGAAGUAUGCCUACACAAAGGCCAAAGCAACGGGGACAAAAUACAAUUUGCCCUCCUGGUGUGAUCGUGUCCUGCGGAAGUCAUAUCCUCUGGUCCAUGUGGACUGCCAAGCAUACGGCUGCACUAAUGACAUCAUGACAAGUGACCACUCACCAGUUUUCGCCUCAUUUCAAGUGGGUGUGGCCUCCCAGUUUGUCUCCAAGCAAGAUCUAAACAGCGCGACUCAAGGUGGGAUACAGAUCAUGAACUGUGUAGCCACCUUGUUGACAAAAUCAAAGACCAAGUUCUUCAUUGAAUACCACUCCAGCUGCUUAGAGAAGACAGUAAAGACUUCAGAGGGAGAGAACACGGAGCAUUCAGAGGGGUCAAUAAAAGUUUGGUUUGGAAACCAAGUUCAGCUCACACCAAUCAUCUGUGACCCCGAGUACCUCUUGGACCAGCACAUCCUCAUCUGUGUGAAGUCGACAGAUAGUGACGAGUCGUACGGAGAGGGCUGUGUUGCUCUGAGAGCUGCUCAGUUCUGCUACACAGAGUUCCAGAUCACACUGACUCACCACGGAGAGAAGACGGGAACUUUGACAGGAGGCAUACAGUUACACACCUCUGAGGGCAAGACCACGGAGAAGUUAUAUGAUUUCAUCAAAGUUGAAAAGGACGACACAGUCGCCCCAAAAGGCAAAGGCGGAGACUCAAACAAGUGUUCAGUCACCCAGGCACAUGAUAUUUCUAACCCCAACUAUAUGGGCGUGUCGUUCCAAAAAGGCAACGUGAUCGAUAAAGGUUGGAGUUACAGCAUGCCACCAAAAAAUAAUCCAGUCACUGGGCAAGGGAGUAAAGAACCCAGGAAAGUUGGCCAUGAUGCGAGCACAUGCAGUAUCACAAAUCCUACGGGUGAAGGUGAGCAGAAGUCAGAGAUGUUUGACAAUCCGUUAUAUGGAUCAAUGGGAAAGUCACAUUCUCGGGGACAUGAUCAAGACCACCAGCAGAAGGAUCAACUCACACCAGCUGAUGCGUUCUUUACAAGCUUUAAACAAGCAGACGGAGACCUUGAUCGCCCCCCGUUGCCCACCCCACGCAACCGCUCCUUCACCUGCUCUGAGACCAAACCUCAGCCUCAGCCUCCCACCCCGCUCACCCUGCAUCCGUCAGUGUACAAGAAACCGGUGGUGCCUUCACGCUCAGAAGGCGGGAUGGGGCCCAACCGUCCUCCUUUACCGUCCAAGUCUCGGCCAGGUGUGCCAGAGCCUCAGAUCACAAAACCCAGAGACUACAGAGAAAGCUCCGAAUUCCCGAGCAAACUAAGACCGCCAGCAAGACCGGCCCAGUCACAGCAGCAAAAAGACAUGUGUGCUGAAAUCCCCAAGAUGGGCCGUUCUGUGAAGUGAAACCAGACUGCAGCCGUGACUCUACAGCUUCCUGCUCUGCUUUUUGGAAACAUAAAAUAUGAAAAGGCAAGCUUCAAUCAGUCGAUCCCCUAGCUAAAUAUAUCACACAUUGACUGAAUAUAAAGAUGGAUGAAGUGUCUCCGAAUCCUCCUGUAGUACAUAAUGAAGCCAAAAUUAUACCUGUGGUGAGCGCUGAAAUAGUAAUUGGUAAAUGGACUUGAGCUUGUAUAGCACUUUUCUAGUCUUCUGACUACUCAAAGCGCUUUUACACUGCAUGUCACACCAACACAUUCACACCCUGAUGGCAGUGGUUUCUAUUUAAAGUGACCAUUAGAAGUAACUAAUAACUAAUAACUAAUAACUAAGUAACUAAAGUGUCUUGCCCAAGGACACAUCAUACAUAUUGCUGCAGUAGCAGGGGAUCAAAUCCCCAACCUUCAGGUUGCGAGAGACGACCAACUCUACCACUGAUCCACAGCCUCCCAAAUAGUGUGCAUUUGGAUCCAGAGUCUGCAUAGUGGAGUGUUAUGGUCAUCGCUCGCCUUCCCCUCACCAACACACAUUUGAGAAGAUGUCAAACAUUCCUCAGGUUGGUAUAAUCCACAGCAAAACAGAUUCUUGUGUGUUUUAAUGCAGACAAGAGUUGAAUGACACAUUUGUUAGAGUUUGUCAAAUUGUCUCUUCCCUGAUAAUUUGUGGCACACGUCGCUGAAGGAUCCUCAUCUGUCAACAGAGCUGUCAAAGCAUCAUUUCUCAUGUUUUUGAUCUUAUAGUUUAACCCAUAUCCCAUCUUUUAACAUGGAGAAGGGAGGAGCUUGUGAUAUUUACUGCAGCCAGUCAUCAGGGGGAGCCCAAAAUGUUUUGGCUUCACUUAUGGGAAACUUGCAUCUGCUAGCAUCUAUUUCCUUGACGUGAGUUUAUAUAUCUGUGCGCUGCACACAACGCUGAAGCUGGCUAACUUAGCUUAUAAUUAAGACAUGACACAAGGGAAACAGGAAGCAUGGCAGGGUUUUAGGGGAACAAAAAUAUAUGCACCUCUAAGGAAUCAAGGGAAAUACUUUUUUCCCUUGAAAAAGGGGGGGGGGGGGGGUUUACUGUAAUUCAACAUAUUUACAAACACACAGCAUAAGAACUUUGAAGAGAUACAAACUUUCCAUUAAGAGAUAUGAAUAUUGAAUACAUUUUUCAGGCUUUAUUUCUUCAAUGCUUACAUUAUAUAUCUGAAAUUAAACUGCUUAUAUAUAUAAAUACAAUUCUGUUACAUUUCAUGUAGACUUAACACUUUAUUGUAGCUCAUGAAUGUUUACCACACAGUGUUAUCUUGCACAGACAUGUUUGCCUUGAAGGUGUACAGAAAAGGUCUUAUAAUAAAACCGCUUUUAUUCAGAUGUUUCUCAUAACUUCUUGUUAAUAAACUGAACACAUUCUGUCUGCAGUCUGACAUCUAGUACUCAGACAUUUCAGGUAUUUGCCUCCAUCUGCUGUCAUCAAAAGGAACUGCAUGUAGAUUGAGAAUUAAAUGUCAUCAAAGCUUGAAAAAAUAUUGACAUUAAAGUUAACAGGAAACUAA